Molecule: messenger RNA, 480 nt
Organism: Dioscorea cayenensis subsp. rotundata (Guinea yam)
Lineage: Eukaryota; Viridiplantae; Streptophyta; Magnoliopsida; Dioscoreales; Dioscoreaceae
Exons: 3
Coding region: 41-349 (102 amino acids)
Source: RefSeq, a predicted model, not a curated record
CACUUGGUUAUCUUUUCGUCUCAUCUUCAUCUUCGUUUUCAUGGAAGACCGCAAAGAAAGGAAUGGAGGAUGGAUGUCGGUGCCGGCGUUUGGGGAUUGGGAUAUGAAGCAAGGGGUGCCGGAUUACUCCAUGGAUUUCUCGAAGAUCAGAGAAGCGAGGAAGAUUAACAAGUCCGAUUUCUCCAGAGCCAGUUUGGGGAACGAGGAUGAGCUCAUCUCCAUCCAACGCGACGCCGCCUCCGCCGCCGAUGAUCACCGUGUCCCUCCUCACCAUCACCAAGAGCCCCACCAAUCCCCCACGACAAAGAGGACGAUUAUGAGCUACUUUAACUGUUGCAUAAGAGCAUGAUGAUUUAUUGGGUGGGUCUCAUCUAUCAAUCUCUGAUUCACAGUUUAUGUUAUCUAUUUGUUGAAGGUCUUUUUCUCUGUAACAUAUACCUCAUCAUUGUUCUUAAGUGAAAUAUGUUUUGUUUUAUUUCU